GGUAAUAAGUCUAGUUAAUGUGUUAAAAAUGAACCACAUGUAGUACUGUACUGCAUUUUAAAUUUUUUUAAUAACUACUAGAUAUAAUUGGCUAUGUAUUUCAGUUUAUGCAUUUGAAAUUGUUCAGUUCUUUGCCUACGUAUUUCAGUUUAUGCAUUUGAAAUUGUUGUUCCGAGAAGGGAACCAAAGCCCUUUUACUUUAUUUAAAAUCAAUGUUCUGAAAAGGAAUCCAUCCCUAGGCUUCCCCAGACUGCCAAAAGGUUCCAUGACACAAAAAAGGUUAUGAACCCUGACCCAGCAGGAGUCCUCAAUGGUGACGUAAAUGCAUAAUUACCCAGGCGUGGGGUGCAGGCUUUGCCACCAAGUCCCGGUGUGGUCUAAAUGCUUCACUUCUGUUUUAGGAUCUGUCAGUUGUUCUCUGAUUCUGUAGAAUCUAGUGCAUUUUUUUUUAGCUCUUACAAUUACUCUGAAAUCCAGAUUAGCAGUAAUCAGUCCUUGCAACUGGAAAAACACUAAUGCAAUUUUCUUUUGAUUUAAUAAGUACUUCAGUAAUUUUCUAGUGACCUCUACUUUGAGCUUUUCUAGCUUGUUAAAUCGCUGAUUUUUAUUCCCCUCUGUGAAGAAGAAGAAGAGAGUAACACACUUGAGGAUAAAUCAACAAGGAAUUAUUAAGCACCUCCUGGGAUGGCGGGCUAUGUUUUAGAAGCUAGUCUUCUCUGUUUCUUCUGUCUGCUUCUGGUACAAUAGGAUAGAGCCCUCUCAGAAGAGAACACCACAGUUAGUUUAUCCUGCCUAAUCUUUUUUCCCUCCAGUUUGUAAAAGACCCCCUGUGGGAUCAGAGUUGACUUAGUGAAUGAGCUAAAACCUCUUUUGACAAGAGAAGCUUGAAAGUAACUUUGUGCCCACAGUCCUGGCCAGAGUCAGUGUGAACAAAACUUGGUAGUUCUCUUUCUAUCUUAAAAAUCUCCUUGAUUCAGAUUUAAACUUUCAUACUUCAGGUAUAGUUGGGUACAGUUCUGACAACACUCCUGUUUUCAUUGUAGAACCCAAAGCCAGAUUAUUCAGAAAUGACUUAGGUUAGAUAAAAGGCAAUGGAUAGGGCAUUGUGGCAUUUCAGAGCAGAAAAACGCCUUGGGGAGCACCUGGUCCACCCCCUUCCGUCUUGGAAGGAGACACGGUCUGCCUGGGAGCCCACUAGAGUGCCCAGUUAGGUGCUGUUUCUUUGCUCCUGCAGUCCCUGUGUUUCCCUGUCACAUGCCGACACAGGCAGCCAGCUACUCAGUAUUCAGCAGCCAGCACAGUACCUGGUGCAUAGUGUUGUCUCAGGAACUCAGACAUGACCAGGAAGAUCUUCACAAACACCAGGGAGCGAUGGAGGCAGCAGAAUGUCAACAGUGCCUUUGCCAAGCUGAGGAAGCUCAUCCCCACUCACCCUCCAGACAAAAAGCUGAGCAAAAAUGAAACGCUUCGCCUGGCAAUGAGGUACAUCAAUUUCCUGGUCAAGGUCCUGGGGGAGCAAAGCCUGCAGCAAGCAGGAGUGGCUGCUCAGGGCAACAUUCUGGGACUCUUCCCCCAAGGACCCCACCUGCUGGGCCUGGAGGACAGGACUCUACUUGAGGACUACCAGGUUCCUUCACCUGGCCCCAGCCAUCCGUAGCGUGGCCCUCACAGUCGUCACCCAGGGCUGCACUCGCUCGGAAGUCACUGGCUGUGGACAGCCCUUUGCAUGUUCCAGAGUCAACUUGAUGCAUAAUGUGCAAGGCAUGAAUUUAAGCUUCAUAGACAGUGGCUCGGGGACAGCUGCAGGGUCACCAAGGGAGGCCAUGAGGACUGUCACUUCGGAGUCCAUCUCCCCUGUGCACGGCUUCAGGCAGAGCAGUCUGCCUCUGUCUGUUUUUCAUGAAUCCAGGUUCUACAUAAGAUUUUUUGGGGAAAAAAUUGUUAUUUAAAAAAAGUUUUGAAAAUCACAGUUUACUCAAUGUCUUCAGUUAUAAGAAGAGAGUUUUCUCAUGAUGGAUCUCAGAAGAAUGAGGGGAAUAUGCUUCCCUCAGAGCAUGUUUUAAAGUUUAUUUUGAAAAAUGAGACAUAUUUGGUCAAGGAUGAACAAAAUCAAUCUUAAAAUUGAUGAGUGAAAAAAUAGCCCCUGGGGAAACCAUCCUGGAAGACUGGUGGGAAAAUCUGUGGAGAAAAGACUCUCCUGAGUGUGGGGGUUCCAGGAAUGCAGCAGAUCCGUGCGGAAGAGCUCUGCGUCCUUUAAACUCUGUGGAAAUGUGAGGUGUGACGCCUAUGGAACCAUCUGUACAUAUGUUAACUCCAAAGCCAAAUACUGGGUUACAUCUGUGAGAGAAAAGGACUUGACAAUUGAUGAGUUGGAAUUCAUAGUUUUCUUCUGAAAAACAGCUAAAAUAAGUUAGCUAACCCCUUCGUUUCACAUGUCAGGUAUUAAAACUUUUCACUCAGCCUGAGCUCCUGCUGAUUUAAGACCUGUAAAAUUCAAUUAUAAUUGUGAACAACCAAACAUUACCAUUUACGACUCAUUUAACAGACAGUUUAAACAAAACAUUUACGGCAAACAAUAGAAACGUAAUCCCAGACUCUAAUGAACUAAUGAAUGUAUAAUUUGUCUUCUUUGCUAUGGAGCAUUAGCUCAAUCUUAUACUGGGAGAGGUGGUACCCAACAAGUCAAUCAAACACCGUGAGUCUACCAGAACCCAUCUCCACAUGCCACCCUCACGACGCUGGGAUUCAAAGAUAGAUCCCAUAGCUGAACCCAGAAUACAAAUAAUGUAGUUUGAUUAUCUUUGGAACAUUUUAUUUCCCUGAAGUUCUUGACAGUACAUUGGUUUUAAAACCUUCUGAACUACAGGUAGGAAAUUGAUGGAUUUGAGAUUAGGGAUUUCCCGUGUACACAUAGUAGAGGAAUUUAAAUUUCCUGCCACUCAGAAAGAAUUUACUUAUGAAAGGUUGAAAUGAGCCUCCUUGAUCUGGUGGUCAGAAGAAAGCUGAGUGAGACUCUCUCACAAUCUCAUUCCCCCAAAAUAGCAAGAUCAUUAUGUUAUUAAACUCUAUACAGCAUUUGUACUUGUAAAACAAUGCAUUUCUUUGAACCAAUAAAUUUUCCUUCUGGGUCCUUUAUUUAAACUGCAUUUGGUAAACUUCCCAUUGGACUCAGCAUAGUCUGGGAAACACAGAAGCAGAAAGACGGGAGGAUUUCCUCUUGAAUGUGUGUUUCAUUCUCACCAGUUACGUGGGCACAAGCUUGCCCCCAAAUUACCAGGUGAAAGUACAUUGCUGUAGUGCAGUGGUGCAAUCACAGUUCACUGCAACCCCCAACUCCUGGGCUCAAGCGAUCC
Messenger RNA from Microcebus murinus (gray mouse lemur), 3353 nucleotides. Lineage: Eukaryota; Metazoa; Chordata; Mammalia; Primates; Cheirogaleidae. The record is from RefSeq and is a predicted model, not a curated record.